AUCCCCGCUUCAUCGUAAUCAUUCAGUAUUCAGUAUUCCAUGAUUGUGGACGGGCUAUAACUUUGUUAAAGGCUGAAGAGAUUGCGAUUAAAAUGGUAAUUGGAUGGGCCCUCAGAUUGAUCUCAGUCAGUUUUCAGUUUGAUAACUGUAUCCGCAGCAGGGUUGCCGCCCACCCAGGAAACAGGGUUGCCCUGGCACUGACAUUACACGUCAUUGUUUUGACAGUUUUACGUUGAAAUUCGAUUGAUUCUCCGUUUGGUCUGCAAGCGGAAAUGGAUCCUGUCGUCGUCGAGAUCGUUGACGUACCCGACGACCGGUGGUACCUGUGCACCAAGUGCUUUCAACGCUUCCUGUGGGUCGAGCUCUCGUCGCGGCAGCUUAGCUGCCGCCGCUGCCGCCUGGCCGAAAAGGAGUGCGCCAUCUGCGACCAAUUAUUCGAGCCAACGAAUGGCCAGCAGCGGUACUGCAAGCGCUGCGACUACUUUCUGAUGCGGCACGCCUUCGGAAAGCAGCCGCCACCGACGCGGGAGAAGGCCGCGCUGCUGUUGCAGUUGCAGCUCAAGAUUCCCACACUCCCGCUCGGUGACCGAGCGUGUGCUCAAGUGUGCGGCCGGCCUGGGGAAGGAUGUGAAUUUGAGUGAUUGAAUAAACCCCCCGAUCACG
Molecule: messenger RNA, 663 nt
Organism: Drosophila miranda
Lineage: Eukaryota; Metazoa; Arthropoda; Insecta; Diptera; Drosophilidae
Exons: 1
Coding region: 273-641 (122 amino acids)
Source: RefSeq, a predicted model, not a curated record